GUCCUACAAUAUAGUCAGAUCGAACGGGUUUGUGCUUCAACUGUGUACCCGGGGAUAUUUAUUUGCUGCUUAAGAAUUACGAUAUCCCAUAUAACAUGCAUAACACAUUGUCUUCCAUUCUGGCAAUCACGGUGCUAAUCGUGCAAUCCGAUGCGAACUGCGACCCUACGUCAUUUUACUCUUUACCUCGAGCGAUUUUGCCACCUGCGUGGAGAAGCCAACCGAUUGAAAUUAUUAACAUGAACAACACAGCUUAUCUGUGUCGAAACUUCGACUGCCGAUUUGUUACACACGAAGCAUUGGCAAAGAGGCUGCCGGGGUCGUUUUUUAAGAUCACUGAGUAUUCUAUGGAGUCCGGAUUACGUUACGUUUCCCAGCGGCCCAUCCUUAAACGAUCUAGCAACGAUACUGCAGGCCCUUGUUCGCUGGGUAUAGAGUCCGACGGAGAUUAUUGUUGUCCAACGACGCGAUAUUUUACUUGCUUCACUACGUCACAGGCGAUCAUCAACAUCAAUACACAGUCCUGUUUGGUCUUCGCUCUUUCCAACAUGUUUCAGUGCGUCACUUCCUCCGCCUGCUGCGGCGGUGGAAUGUGUUCCGGAAAUGGCCUCUCGUGUAGACUCGAAGACUCCAUGCAGUCGCUGUUUGCGUGGAACGUCGUUUCCAACCAGUUAAAGUUCGAGAUGUUCCAGUUUCCGGCGUCCUGCACAUGCAAAUCAAAUUAAGGCGUCAAAUAUGUUUCUUUCAGGUUUUAUGACAAAAGCUUUAGGAUAUUUUUUAUAUCACAACGCUGAUAUUGAUCUUAUAUAAAGUAGCCUCAUAUAUUUGGGCCUCGCUCUGUGAAAAGGGGUUUUAAUGCAUAUGCGUAAAUUGUCCCACUUUCCGCCUAAACUGGAUUUUUGUUAACACGAUACUUUAUUUAAAUUAAAAAUAUCAUAAAAGCAAAAUCAGCCGUCCCUGAUGAGCCUGUGCGGACUGCACAGGCUAAUCUGGGACUAGACUUUACGCACAUGCAUUAAACCCCUUUUUCACAGAGCACAACUCAUUUAUAUUGAAAUUCGCUCAGCAGCCACUUGUUCUGACGAUUCAAAAUUGCCCAAAAUGUUAAUAUGUACAAAAAUAGGUCUUUGGAUUAACAGUAUAUAUGAAAUUAUAAAGCAUGAAGUGCACACAAUUACAAUGGUGGAACCAAACUAAGUCCGAACAUGCUCUCCGUUGAAAAAACCAUGGGUGCGGCACAAAUGUGACACAGCGCGCGGGAUAAAAAUUUGAUAAUUUUAUACACAAUAUGUGUUCAAAUUUACCUAUGAUCUGAACAAAAUGUUUGCACAAAACAAUUCAAACUUGGAGAGCAUAAUCUCUUUAAACUGAAAUGUCAAGUAAAUUAAUGCCUGUAAUUGUUAUAAUAAUUAAAUUGUUAAAAAUACAUAUUCUAAAGUAUUUGCUUUUUCAAGCGUGUUUUAUUUAUAUUUUGGACAUAUGUGAUGUUUUAAAUGUGUUUUGUUUAGUUAUUUUCGGCUUAUUCAAGCUGAUUGAUUUAAAAAAUCUUAAGCGAAUCCAUUUAUGGGUCGAUUUUGUUAACAUUUAUAAGAGCGGAUGUUAAAAUAUUAAUUCACUUUCCGGACAUAAACCGAUCUGUGUAAUAUCUCGAUAUCAAAAAAAUAAUCUCAAUCGCUUUGGUAAUGCAACAUUCAACGAUUUAUUACUUUUCUUGUGCCUAAAUUUAUCGUUUAAAACUUCAUGUCACUCAGCAAGGUGAAAUAGUUAUUGAUAAU
Molecule: messenger RNA, 1775 nt
Organism: Dreissena polymorpha
Lineage: Eukaryota; Metazoa; Mollusca; Bivalvia; Myida; Dreissenidae
Exons: 5
Coding region: 96-725 (209 amino acids)
Source: RefSeq, a predicted model, not a curated record